AUGCCCUCCCAACCCACAAACUCAGGCAUCGUCACGGACGAGUCCUCUGGCGAGCGCCACAUCCCCGAAUCCGUCCGUGCCGACGGCUCCACCCGCCGGGCCAUCAAGAUCAAGCCCGGCUAUCGGCCGCCAGAGGAUGUCGAGGUCUACAAGAACCGCACGGCCGAGGGCUUCCGCAGCCGUGCCGCCAAGGGGGGCGUGAUCGGUGCAGAAGCGGCGGUCACAGACGACACCAAGGCCGCCGGCUCUGCCGCCGCGAAUAAGAAUGCCAAGCGGCGAGAGGCGCGGAAGAAGGCCAAGGCUGCUGACGAGAACGCCACGCCAAAGGGGGAAGCAGACAAGGUGAACGGCGCCGCAGCAGAGGAAGUGAAGGGGGAGGAUGGGCGUCCUGCCGAGACGGCGCUGGCCCCUGAGGCGGAGCGCGAAAAGAAGGCCAGGAAUCUAAAGAAGAAGCUCAAGCAGGCCCGCGAGCUCCAGGACAAAAAGGAGGGCGGGCAGGCGCUGCUUCCAGAGCAGAUCGCAAAGGUCAUCAAGAUCAAUGAGCUCGUGAGGGAGCUGGCCGCGCUGGGGCUCGACUCGGAAGGCGAGCCGAUCAACAAGGAGGACGAGGCGCCGGAGAGUGGUUCUAUGGAGGAGAAGGCGCCUGCCUGA
Molecule: messenger RNA, 651 nt
Organism: Diaporthe batatas
Lineage: Eukaryota; Fungi; Ascomycota; Sordariomycetes; Diaporthales; Diaporthaceae
Exons: 1
Coding region: 1-651 (216 amino acids)
Biological process (GO): exon-exon junction complex disassembly
Cellular component (GO): exon-exon junction complex; cytoplasm
Molecular function (GO): RNA binding
Source: RefSeq, a predicted model, not a curated record